AUGAUUUUUAAAAAAUAAAAUAUCAAAUUUUGUUCUCGAUAGAAAACUCAAUUUAACAAAAUCUAAUUAACGGAAAACAUUAAUAAAUGGUUUGUAUGAAAACAUUAAAAAAAAAUUCAUUUUAAUACUUCAUAAUUCCAAAGUGGUCUCCGCUAAUAUUAGAUUAAUAAAUAAUGAUUGGCUGAUAAUUUUUAUACACGCUAUUUAGUAUAGCGAGGGAAAAGAAAAAACUGCAACGGGAAAUGUUCUAUGAAAAUUGUUGUUUGUUUAAAAAAUAAUGGCGUUGUAAAAACGGAAAGAACGCGCUGGUGGUAUUUUUACUGUGAUGAUCAUGGAGGAAAUAUGUACGUCACCGUGGCUUUUCGGGAUAAUAAUGUUUAUUGGCGGCGCAGGAUGUGGCAACACGAUUCCAAACGACUCGGAGGGAAUGGUGGCCAACGGCGAAAUAUACGACAGCGUAAAGUACCCGUACGUAAUGCACGUAAUAGCCCGCGGUCAGUUGGGCGCUCACACUUGUACCGGGUCCCUGAUCAACCCGGUGUUUGUGCUGACGGCCGCGCACUGUACGGACAACAUGUCGCCGUCUAACAUGGAGGUGGUUCGCGGUCAUUACUACAAGUCGUGGCAAGACAACACGCUCCGCAAACAAGUCAAAACUAUAUAUCAGCACGAGAAGUACAUCAACGGGACCAAUGACGUGCCGGACAUAAGUUUACUAGAAAUUGAAAGCGAGUAUGAAGGUUUUACCGAGUUUGUAGAGAUAGCAGGUACGCCAGAAGAAUUUGAAAAUGACAAGACAUUACCGUGCGUUGUGAUUGGUUUCGGGAGAAUGGAAACUCAGAAGUCGCCAGAUAAAGACGGAUACCAAGCCAAUGUUUUGGCUGGUUAUGGCAAAACAGCAUGUCAUCAUUUUAUGAAUGACGACGAAUGGAAAUUUUACGUGUGCGCAAGGCCUAAUAAGAAAAUGGUGUGUCAGGGUGAUAGUGGAGGACCUUUAAUCUGCAACGGCAAGCAGUACGGUUCUGUCAAAGAUGGCUUUAAUUUUGUAACUGGCAACUUUACGGUAUGCGGUGAUCCAGAUGUACAAACAAGACAUUUGUUUUUAUACAUGUUCAAGGAGUGGAUUUUCAAUAUCAUUAAACCAGAUGAUGAUGAGUAUGAAUAUGACUAUGAAUACAAUCCAGCAGUUUCAUUAAAAUCUUCAAGUUCAGAUCCACACCGAUUAUUACGAAAGUAUAUCAAUGAUUUCAAUAUUAUUCGUCAACAAAAGAAUGGAUGGGAUAUAGAUAUGAUGUAUGGAUACAGGUUUGAUGAAGAAACAUGUCGGCUAUUGUAUAAAAUGACAAUAAAAAAUCCUGUUGAUAUUAAUGAUGAACAAAAAGCUAGUAAAGUAGUGUUGAGUAUUAAAGGAUUAAUUUCUAGAACAAUAGAAGGCAAAAUAUUACCCGAACUUGACAAAAUAAAUCACCCCUUUACAUAUAGCAGUAAAAAUUCUGUUAAAGCAGUUUUAAAAAACAUGUAUGGAAUAGACCUGGAAAAAGAAAUAGUUGCUAACAGUGUUGAAAAACAUAUAAAUCUUUUAAAUUUGUUUUAUGGUCUAACAGUUCAAGAUGGAUAUUAUAAUUUGGGCUUUGACAAAGUGAUCGUUGGUAAAACUAAGGAGUAA
Messenger RNA from Daktulosphaira vitifoliae (grape phylloxera), 1666 nucleotides. Its product is annotated as chymotrypsin-like protease CTRL-1. NCBI's taxonomy places the organism in Eukaryota, Metazoa, Arthropoda, Insecta, Hemiptera, Phylloxeridae. The transcript is spliced from 6 exons. Bases 326 to 1666 code for a protein of 446 amino acids. Gene Ontology annotation, molecular function: serine-type endopeptidase activity. Gene Ontology annotation, biological process: proteolysis. The record is from RefSeq and is a predicted model, not a curated record.